Messenger RNA from Pipra filicauda (Wire-tailed manakin), 2209 nucleotides. It is a transcript of the gene CIB3, whose product is annotated as calcium and integrin binding family member 3. NCBI's taxonomy places the organism in Eukaryota, Metazoa, Chordata, Aves, Passeriformes, Pipridae. The coding region runs from base 921 to 1484 and encodes 187 amino acids. The transcript has 7 exons. The record is from RefSeq and is a predicted model, not a curated record. Gene Ontology annotation, molecular function: calcium ion binding.
GCCGGCCCCCAGGGCCCCCCCGCUGCCCUUCAGCCGCAGCGGCCCGCGCUGCACCGCCUCGUAAUCCGCCAUGGCGGAACGGCCGCGCCCGCGCCCUCUGCCGGCACCGCCGCAACGGCGCGGCCGGGGAGAGGGGAACCGGCAGCGAGCCCCGUGCGCUCCCUCCGUGAGGGGAACCGACAACGGGCAAUGAGCCCCGUGCGCUCCCUCCGUGAGUGGAACCGGGAACGGGCAACGAGCCCUGUGAGCUCCCUCCGUGAGGGGAACUGGCAGCGAGCCCCGUACGCUCCCUCCGUGAGGGGAACGGGGAACGAGCCCCGUGAGCUCCCUCCGUGAGAGGAACCGGGAAUAAGCCCCUUCUGCCCCUCCGUGAGGGGAACCGGGAAUAAGCCCCUUCUGCCCCUCCGUGAGGGGAACGGGGAACGAGCCCCGUGCGCUCCCUCCGUGAGGGGAACCGGGAACGAGCCCUGUCCGCCCUCUCAGUGAGGGAAACCGGGAUAGAAUGAGCCUCGUCCGACCCUCCGUGAGGGGAACCGGGGCGGGACUGUCGCAAUAUGUGGAAUAUGUCAAGAUUCUCUUAAAGUCAGGAUGUUUUUUGGUGUACGCUCUUUAUGUACUUUUAAGCCUGAUCAGCAAGGGAGGAGACCUAAUGAGUGCAACGGGCAGCAGGAGCAUCCCUUAGUCAAGGACAUCUGGGAACUAACAAGAUUUAAGGAUGUAGUAAAUCAAGAUGGUGAUGGAUGUCUAUGAAUACAUGGCUAACUUGGCAAAAGACUUAAGCCUGUGGAAGUUGGUUACCUGAUCCUCUGCUGUACCUGAACCUCAUUGUUGCAGCUUUUAAUAACCGAAUAUCCAGACGACCUAUAAAGGUGCCUUUGAGGAAAGAAGGAUGGGAAAAAAGUCGCCAUUCCGAGCUCGAAAUGGGCAAUAAGCAAACCAUUUUCACUCAAGAGCAACUGGAUGCAUAUCAGGACUGCACAUUUUUCACAAGGAAAGAAAUCCUGAGGCUGUUUUACAGGUACCGAGAUCUGGCCCCUCAGCUCGUUCCCCUCGACUACACAGACAAACCAGCUGUGACACUGCCCUACGAGCUCAUUGCCAGCAUGCCAGAGCUCAAGGACAACCCGUUCCGGCAGCGGAUUGCAGAGGUGUUCUCGGAGCACGGGGACGGCAACAUGACUUUGGAUAAUUUUCUGGACAUGUUUUCAGUGCUAAGUGAAAUGGCUCCCAGAGACUUGAAAGCUUAUUAUGCUUUUAAAAUUUAUGAUUUUAACAACGAUGAUUACAUAUGCAAAUCAGACCUAGAGAAAACUGUUAACAAAUUAACCCGAAAUGAGCUGACCCCAGAAGAAGUCAGCCUUGUUUGUGAGAAGGUGAUUUACGAGGCUGAUGUGGACAAUGAUGGCAAACUGUCCUUGGAAGACUUUCAGCACAUGAUCAUACGAGCCCCAGAUUUCCUCAGCACAUUUCACAUCAGGAUCUGAAUCCAGUGAAACAUGGAUGGAAGCACUUCUGGAACCUUAAAAAACUAUCACUUCACCCAAGAUUACCAACCAUAAGAGCACAGAACGAGAGGGGCAAAGAGGACAACUUGUGGUAACUGAACCAGUCAGAAAACUGUUCUUGUUUACCUCUCUUAAAGGAUCAAUUAAUUAAGUUCUGCAUCAAGAUUUCCCUGGAAUUUAACAAAAUGUCUAUUCCCCCUUCAGCUGGAGCAAACCUGGCCUGGACAGUGAGAUGGGAAGUAUUCUUUUAAAGUUCAGAUACCACCAGGUAGUAAAGGAGCUUGUAUAGCUUCGAAAAAUUCCCAAGAAAAUGCCUUAACCAGGAAAAAAACCACCUGAGAAUAGUUUCCAAAACACUGUGAUUAAUCAAAACUGUGUAAGCAACUCCUCUGAUCAUUUAGAGUCUUAAUAAAUGCUCCAAUUAAUCAAUUUGCAGAAGUUUUCUCCAGAGUGCAGGAUUUAUAAUGAGAAAGUCAGCAUACUUUGAGGACAAGAAACCCUUCCCCAAAUUCUGUCCCUCUUCUCUAAUUUCAGAAAUCCCCUGUUCUCCACACCAGACUCCAUAUGCACAAAUGACAAACAGAACUGACAAACUAAGUUUGUAAAAUUCUCUUUUCAUAAGAAGUUUAUUUAUGCAGUGCUCAGGGUCCUGUACAACAGAGUAAAAACAGACAUCCUGUAAUAAACAACAGUUUUAAUACAAA